CUGUGGAGGCGGCGGCCAUCUUGGCGGCGGAGCGAUGAGUGGGUCUAACCCGAAGGCUGCGGCCGCGGCGUCGGCGGCUGGGCCCGGGGGGCUGGUGGCUGGCAAGGAGGAGAAGAAGAAGGCGGGCGGCGGCGUCCUGAACCGCCUGAAGGCGCGGCGGCAGGCGCCCCACCACGCGGCCGACGACGGCGUCGGGGCAGCGGUCACGGAACAGGAGCUGCUGGCGCUGGACACCAUCCGGCCCGAGCACGUCCUGCGCCUCAGCCGGGUCACUGAGAAUUAUUUAUGUAAACCCGAAGACAACAUCUACAGUAUUGAUUUCACCCGCUUCAAAAUUCGAGAUUUGGAGACAGGGACAGUACUUUUUGAGAUUGCCAAACCUUGCGUUUCAGACCAGGAGGAGGAUGAGGAGGAGGGAGGUGGAGACGUGGACAUCAGCGCAGGACGUUUUGUCCGCUAUCAGUUCACACCGGCAUUUCUCCGCCUCCGGACAGUCGGGGCUACGGUGGAGUUCACAGUGGGAGACAAACCUGUGUCAAACUUCCGGAUGAUCGAACGGCACUAUUUCCGGGAACACUUGCUGAAAAACUUUGACUUUGAUUUUGGCUUCUGCAUCCCCAGCAGUAGGAACACUUGUGAACAUAUCUAUGAGUUUCCCCAGCUUUCGGAGGAUGUCAUUCGUCUGAUGAUUGAAAAUCCUUAUGAGACCCGCUCUGACAGCUUCUACUUUGUUGACAACAAGCUGAUAAUGCACAACAAGGCUGAUUAUGCCUAUAAUGGAGGCCAGUAAGUGCUGCAGGAGUAGAUAGGGGAGGUGCUUUGCCGCGGCCGCAAGAUCCUGGCACAUGGAGGCGACUGAAUCUGCAGUUUGUCAACACACAUCUGGAACCUGGCCCCAGGAAGCCAAGGCUGGGGUGGCAGUUUCCUGCGCGCCAAAGGAGCUGCCAAGCAGUGCUGUGUUUUCUUCCCCAGUAUUUUUUCUUCCCUUUUUUUCCUGCUCCUUAGGUUGCAGAGGUACUAUAGUAAAGUAAAAGGUUAGGAUAAGGCUCCUGGAAUCCAGAUAAAAAAGUUUAUUUUCCUGUAGUUCUGGCUGCCUGUUGGUUGUCUUGACCAGCCUUUGUCUCUCCAGGCAUAGCUGUCCCUGGUGAGAAGGCUCUGGCCAGGCCCACCAGCAGGUCAGCAGCUCUUAAGGUUCCUGGGUACUGUGGGAAGCUGAAAGGUAGGCCUCUUCCGGUAGCUCCUCCUCUCACCUCCGGCAUUGCCAUCAGCGCAGUCUGCCCUCGGUCUGUGUGAAGUCUUAAACCAACUGGAAGAAGCUUGAAAGGGUGGGGAGGGAGGGAGAUGCCAAGAGUGGAGGUACCAAGGAAUGGGUGAUGCUGCCAAGCUGAAGGGUCUGCCUUGUGGAGAGGCUGCUGCUGUGUCUGACUUCCAGGGUCUCAGCCAUCCCUCCUGGGAAUAGACCAAGGUUUCAGCCUGGCAGUGCCUUCUGUUCUCAUUUUGGAGGACAGACAAGCUUGCUUCGCAUCUCCUGGCUCCUCCCUUCUGAGUCUCAUGAAAUAGAACGAGUCAGCUCUGCUCAUGGAACAGUAGUAUCUCUUGAGGCCAGAGCAGGUUUCGUAUUUUGUUUUUUUAUUUCCAGACUUCUUUGGGGGAGGUUUUAUAAAAUGACAGUGGUGUUCCCAGCAUAUGUGAUAUGUGGUUAGACUUCUGAUAGUAUUAAUCAGCUUCCUGGGGCUAAUCUGGCUUAUGUUGGGAGGAUGUGCUUACGAAUCAGCAGCAGCUUUCUAAAGGAGAGAUUUGACUUUUCUCUGCACUGCACAGCCUGGAGGCUCGGCUUUUGAUGGGGAUUUGCCUCGGAAGCUCUUUGUACAUUUCUUGUUUAGGAGGGUUUUCCUAUCUACCUUUCUACUGAAGUAGUUUCUGGAACUAUCCUAGUGGAUCAGAGUUAAGUAAUGCAGUCUGAUCCUUCAGACUGCUAGUUAGAAUUGUUUUAGGUGUUCAGAAAGGGCAAAAUAGGCUGAUGUGGCCUGUCAGAGUGAUGUGUUCUCAAAAAAGUUCACCUGCACGCCUGUGGGCUGCGUUUGUCCUCAGACAAUUAGUGGACAGACUCCACAAACCCUCUGAUGAGAUGAUUGAUGUGGCCAGGGUCCAGUUAGCAUCAGUAGAAGGAUGUCACUAGGAAAGGCCCAGGUAUCUGGUAAGUGACUGUGAGGUGUCACGGUAGCUGACAGGAGAGUGUCCUGAAGUGCUUGGGAGAAAGGCCGUAUGGGGGCCAGGGACAGAAGAGACAGUGUGGCCACUGAAGUUCCUGUGCAUCCAUCACUGGUACUGCUCCCUGUGUGGGCUCUAGGGCGAGUGGCCCUGAACCUUGGCCCAGUGCUUUGUACCAGGCCAGAGUCUUGGCAGUGCCACAUGCUGGCAGCUUUCUGACUGAGAAGGUCCUAGCUUACCCCUGUGUGCUGGCCUUGGAUUCGGCCCCGAGAGAGGGGAGAGACCAUGCCUCCUGUGGAGUGGGUUCCUUAUCACCAGACCGCCCACUCUCAGAACUGGCGUCCACUGUAAAUCCAGGUGCCUUACAUGUGGCUCUGUCCUUUAUGCUCCUGGGGAAAGCUGCAUUGCCAUUGUUCCCACCUCCUCAUUGGCAGAAAGAUGCCGGCACUGUUAGCACUGUCUCCUCACCUUCUGUUUCUCAUGUGGCUCCUCAAAUGGGAUUUGCAUGUUCCUGUCAAGCUUAACAACAAUCCCUUCUCUCUUUGACAGAGGCCCAGGUGGGACAGUUUCUAUUUGAUAUUUGAAUAUUAUCUGGGAUGUGGUUCUGGAGCUGCCCAGAGCUGUGCUCAGUAGAGUGUGUCUUGGAAACAUGCCCCUGGGCAGACUGUAUCUACUACACUAAUGAGCUAUCACUUAUCUGCAGUGUUCGCUUUUGCUAGAAAGAGGACGUGGAGGAAGGAGGAGGUGGGCAAUCUGGCUUGAGUUGUGCUGUAUCCUCUUCCUUGUUAGCUUGCCUUAGUCUCACUGGAGACCAUUUGCGGACAGUGCUUGGUCUAUGCCCAGCAGGACAGGCUUUGCUGUUUCUGAAAGUCUUGUGUUCUGUAUCUGGGGCUCUGGAUUCCUGUGUCUAGCUGCUCA
Nomascus leucogenys (northern white-cheeked gibbon) is the source of this 3129-nucleotide messenger RNA. It is a transcript of the gene UNC119B, whose product is annotated as unc-119 lipid binding chaperone B. The record is from RefSeq and is a predicted model, not a curated record. Gene Ontology annotation, molecular function: lipid binding. Gene Ontology annotation, cellular component: cilium. Lineage: Eukaryota; Metazoa; Chordata; Mammalia; Primates; Hylobatidae. Gene Ontology annotation, biological process: cilium assembly; nervous system development; lipoprotein transport.